AUGAUCGGAUUACCAACAGACGAAGGUGGAUCUAGAUUUGCUCGUUCUAGAUCUUUCAUCGUAAGAAACAAAAAAGCGCUAUUAUACACAUUAGCUGUCAUCUUAACUCUCGGAACAAUCUUGCUUGUCUGGGGUGUCACUGCACACCAUAACCCACACGACAAAGAACCACGUUGUCGUGCUACCGAACCAAUUCAACCAUCAUUCAACCGCUCCAUUUACACAAUCUUAAACGAUCCGACUUUCAAAAACGCUUCUAUCCAUAGAUUAUCAGGCGCUGUAAAAAUUCCUACCGUAGUACAAGAUAUAAAUCCCUCUCCAGAGGAUGAUCCUUCAUACUAUCAUCAUUUCAAUCAAUUCCACAGAUAUUUGAAACUAACUUUCCCCUUAGUACACGCUCAAUUAAAGUUAGAAAAGAUAAAUAAAUUCGGCCUUCUAUACACAUGGCAAGGUAGAAACGAAACCAAAAAACCAUUACUAUUGAUGUCUCAUCAAGAUGUGGUCCCCGUAAACGAACAAUCCCUAGAUGAUUGGGAAUAUCCACCUUUUUCCGGACAUUAUGACCCAGAAACAGAUUUCAUUUGGGGUCGUGGUUCUAAUGAUUGUAAGAAUUUAUUAAUUGCCGAAUUGGAAGCUGUAGAACAAUUGCUAUUAGAUGGAUUCGUCCCUGAUAGAACUGUCCUUUUGUCAAUGGGAUUCGAUGAAGAAGCUAACGGUCUUCAUGGUGCCAAAUCAUUGGCUCAAUUCCUUCAUAAGAGAUAUGGGAAUGAUUCCAUUUAUUCCAUUAUCGAUGAAGGUGAAGGUGUCGUUGAAGUGGAUGACGGUUUAUAUAUUGCGUCUCCUGUCGCUACCGAGAAGGGGUAUGUGGAUGUAGAAUUUACUGUCGUCGGGAAGGGAGGUCAUUCUUCAAUUCCUCCUGAUCAUACUACCAUCGGUAUCGCUUCGAAGUUAAUUUCAUUGAUUGAGGAUUCUCCUUAUCCAUUCGAAUUCAAAAACGAUAAUCCUGUUUAUGGGUCCCUAGUGUGUGCAGCUGAACAUUCCAAAUCAAUGUCUAAAAAGGAUCGUAAAGUCAUCUUACAAGCAACGAAAAAUAAGAAGAAAGGGAAGUUGUUGUCUAAAUUCCUAGAAUCUAUGAAACCAUUACGUGAUUUAAUUAGAUCAACAAGCGCUGUAGAUAUUAUCCAUGGCGGUGUUAAGGCAAACGCCUUGCCUGAAGACACAACUUUCUUAGUUAAUCACAGGAUUGAUUUACAUUCAUCAGUUAAUAAAACUGUGGAGAAGGAUUUGAAAUUAGCUAGAGAAAUCGCUGAAGAAUAUGACUAUGGUCUUUAUUUGGAUGAUGAAUGUAUUGUCCCUGAAACUGAUUUGGGUUAUAUCGAAUUGAAACCAUUAAGACCAUUAGAACCAGCUCCAAUGUCUCCAACUGAUGGUCCUGUUUGGGACCUUUUGGCCGGUACCAUUCAAAAUGUUUUCGAAAAUGGUGUCUUCGCCACCAAAACUCAUAAACUCAACCAUGAUGACAACGACGAUGAUGAUGACCAUGAGGAUAAGAAAUUAUUCAUUACCACUGGAUUAUUUUCAGGUAAUACUGACACUAAAUACUAUUGGACUUUAUCUGAAAAUAUUUACAGAUUCGUUGCUUCAAUCAUUGAUGAUGAUUUAGCUAAGACCUUACAUUCUGUUAAUGAACAUGUUGAUAUGCCAGGACACCUUUCCGCCAUUUCCUUCAUUUAUCAAUAUAUCACAAAUGUUAACGAAUAUGCAUGA
Naumovozyma dairenensis CBS 421 is the source of this 1767-nucleotide messenger RNA. It is a transcript of the gene CPS1, whose product is annotated as Gly-Xaa carboxypeptidase. Gene Ontology annotation, molecular function: metallocarboxypeptidase activity. The record is from RefSeq and is a predicted model, not a curated record. NCBI's taxonomy places the organism in Eukaryota, Fungi, Ascomycota, Saccharomycetes, Saccharomycetales, Saccharomycetaceae. Gene Ontology annotation, cellular component: fungal-type vacuole lumen. The transcript has a single exon. Bases 1 to 1767 code for a protein of 588 amino acids.